AUGCGGGGCCGGGGGCUGCUCUGCGGCAUCGCCCUCUCGCUGCUGCUGCGGCCACCGCGCCGAGGAGAGGUGGCCGCCGGCUCGGAGCCGCAGCCCGUGGUGGUGGUGCCGCGCUGGGAAGCGCCGAGGAGCCCCGGCGGCGAGAAGCAUCCAUUCCGAGCCGAAGUUAAGAUAGAGGCAGAAGGCCAGGAGCUCGUCUUGGAGUUAGAGAAAAAUGGAAACCUCUUUGCACCAGGCUACACCGAGACUCAUUACAACCGGACGGGACAAGCUCAGACCGUGCCCCUGAGCCACACGGAGCACUGCUUUUACCAUGGGACAGUGCAGGGCAGAGAGCACUCCAGCGUGGCGCUCAGCGCGUGCAGGGGCCUGCGAGGACUCAUCGUGUUGAGCAGCAACUCCAGCUACAUCGUGGAGCCUGUCCCUGGCAGCCCAGACCAGCACUUUAUCUACAGGUUGGGUAACCUGAGGCUGCAGAGAGGAGCCUGCGGCCACCGGGACAGCGUGGUCACAGCUGAAGGCUGGCUCAGGGACUUCACAGCUGGGGUGAAAACACCCCACCUCAGGGUGAGGCGGGAGACUCUGCAGACUAUGAAGUACGUGGAGCUGCUGCUUGUGGCUGAUUACGCGGAGUUUCAGAAGCAUCACUUCAACAUCGAAGCAACAAGGCUUAAACUAGUGGAGGCAGCUAAUUACGUCGAUAAGUUUUACAGGUCCCUGAAUAUCCGUAUUGCCUUGGUGGGGCUGGAGAUCUGGACUCAUGGGAACAAAUGCGAUGUAACUGAGAAUCCCUACUCCACCCUGAAGUCCUUCCUGGCCUGGAGUAGCAAGGAGCGGGUGUACAGAAAAUACGAUAAUGCCCAACUAAUCACGGGUGUGCCCUUCCAAGGUACCACAGUAGGCUUGGCUCCCGUGAUGUCCAUGUGCUCUGAUUUCCAGUCAGGAGGAGUAAACAUGGACCACUCUGAUAAUGCCAUCGGUGUUGCUGCUACCAUUGCCCAUGAGAUGGGACACAACUUUGGCAUGAAUCACGAUUCAGCUGGCUGCUGUACUACCCGUGCGGAGGAUGGAGGCUGCAUCAUGGCUUCUGCAACUGGGCACCCAUUCCCCAGGGUAUUCAACCAGUGCAACAGGAAAGAGCUGGAGAAGUAUCUGCAGUCUGGUGGAGGGAUGUGCCUCUCCAACAUGCCAGACACCAAAAAUAUGUAUGGAGGGAAGAAAUGUGGAAACGGCUACUUGGAAGAGGGGGAGGAGUGUGACUGUGGAGAGGUGGAGGAAUGCGAUAACCCCUGCUGCAAUGCCAACAACUGCUCCCUGAAGCUGGGUGCCGAAUGUGCCCACGGCAGCUGCUGUCAUCAGUGCAAGCUGAUGUCUCCGGGAACUCUCUGCAGGGAACGGUCAGGACUGUGUGACCUCCCAGAAUACUGCACUGGCCAGUCACCAUUUUGUCCCCCCAACUCUUACCAAAUUGAUGGGGCUUCUUGCGAAGGAGGAAGGGCGUAUUGCUACAGUGGCAUGUGCCUCACGUAUGAAGACCAGUGCUUGCAGCUGUGGGGGCCUGGAGCAAGGCCAGCACCAGAUGCUUGUUUUGAGAACGUUAAUGCUGCCGGAGACGUCUACGGGAACUGUGGGAAGGACAUCUACGGCAACUACAGGAAGUGCGAGAGAAGAGAUGCUAAAUGUGGGAAGAUCCAGUGCCAGAGCUAUGCUUCCAAACCCCUGCAGUCCAAUGCCGUAGCCAUAGACACAACCAUCUCCCUGCAGAGGAUGCAGGUGAAGUGCCGAGGGACCUACGUGUACAGAUCUGAGAAAGAAGACAAGGAGAUGCUGGACCCUGGCUUGGUGUUGACAGGAACAAAAUGUGGGAGCCAUCAUGUUUGCUUUGAGGGGCGCUGCCAGAACACAUCCACCAUCUUUGAGUCUGAAAGCUGUAGCAAGAAGUGCCACGGCAAUGGAGUCUGCAACAACAACAAGAACUGCCACUGCAACCCGGGAUGGGCUCCCCCGUUUUGCAACAAGCAGGGGAGGGGAGGAAGCAUGGACAGUGGCCCACCUGUGCCAGAAGGCUCUUCAGCAGCAGUGAUAACUCUGGUGAUCCUGGCUCCCAUUCUCCUUCUCAUUGGAAUCAUGCUUUUGCUGUAUUAUCUGAAAUGCUGGAAUAAAUUUGUCAUCUGUUCUCUAAAGAAGGCCCCGCAGUUCAGCGACACCUCUGGAAAUGGCCAUGCGAACCCUGCCUUCAAGCUGAAAACCCCUCAGACGCAGAGAAAGGUGAUUGAUUUCCCUGAAAUCCCAUCAAAACCUCCUCCCCAGCCACCUCCCUGCCUCCAAACAAACAUGCAGCAGCCAUCUGCCUUCUCCAACGGCUACAACCACAGCAUGGGGAAACCUGCUGGGGUGGCACAGCCGACACCAGCAAAGGACGUCACCCGGCGGACACCUCCGAGCAGGCCAGCACCUCCUGCCCCCAAGCCACCUGUCUCUCAGGACGUUUCUAGGCCGCAGCCACCCCAAAGAGCUUUGCCAGCCAACCCAGUCCCGAACAGAAUCAGAGCAAGGCCCGGGGAUGGCCCUGCCCUCCCGCUGCCUCCUGCCCGCCCCAGGACCCCGGGACAGCUGCAGCCUGCGGGGCAGAAUACCAGUGUUGGGACAGCUGGAGCAGCAAACUUCUUGAGAGUGGGACAGUCGGGCUUCCGUGUGCACCCAUGA
Molecule: messenger RNA, 2706 nt
Organism: Cygnus atratus (black swan)
Lineage: Eukaryota; Metazoa; Chordata; Aves; Anseriformes; Anatidae
Gene: ADAM19
Product: ADAM metallopeptidase domain 19
Exons: 23
Coding region: 1-2706 (901 amino acids)
Biological process (GO): membrane protein ectodomain proteolysis
Molecular function (GO): metalloendopeptidase activity
Source: RefSeq, a predicted model, not a curated record